CUCUCUUCCUCAAUCCCAUCCUCUUUUGACUAAAGUUUUGAUCUAGCUUGACAAAUUGACAUGCUCAUAAUUCAACUCAGUCAUUAGUGACAUUUGGUGGUCGAUCAACUGUAAUUUCAGAUCCUUCCACCUCUUUAAUUUUUCGUAAUUCGUGCUUGUUCUUUUCAGGUCUACUUUUGAUCUUUCUUCUCUCUGGAAAACAGAAUAAUUUUUGGUAUGUCAAAUUCAGACUUUUUCCAAGUGAAGGAAGAAGAUGAUAAAAAAAAUAUAUCCAGUGAUGACAUACAACUUCCCACGUCCAACAAUCCAGAUAGGUGCAUAGAUAUUGCACCUAGUCAACAUGAUAGCGUUGACGCAAAACAAGAUGAAAAUAAUCCAGAUGAUAAUGAUGGUGAUGAUAAUAUCAAGAAAAAAGAAAUAUUUCGUGAGGAAAACUGUUCAGAGGAUCAAGAUGAUAAAGGUAGGUCAUGUCCAGGUCAAUCCGAUAUAAUUGGAAUGAUACAGAGGAGAUCAAUACAAGUGGAGCUACUCGAGGAUGACACACAAAAAUCGAGAAAUAAUUCCAGUGAUGAUGGAUUUACGACACCAACUUCUUCGGAUCACAAAAUCCCAGUGAUGACAACGUGUCCACCUGCACCCAAAAAAGGUAUCAAAAGAAGAUUUUCAGUUUCACCAAACAUACAUCCAACUCUCCAGGUUGACGUUGAAUCCAUUAUUCAGGAAGAAGAUUUGGGAGGUAAUAACAAGAAAUUAAGAAAAAAUGAUCAUCAAGAAUGAACAAUACAUUUCCUACAGUAUUAAAGGUGAGAAACAAAAUUCAUCCUACAAUAUAUAUUCAUAUACCUUUAUAUCAUACGGAUUUAAGUUGCAUAAAAUGAUAGUAUAAUAAUUUAACAUGUUAUGAUAGGUACUUAUUUACUAAGUUGCUCGGAUCCUUCAAAAAUAUUUUACUUUUGAAUAAUCCAACAUAUAUCUGAUGUCAUUUGCGAAGAGUCCAAUCCGACCAACAUGGCUUAUUUACCCUUUUUUAUUGGUUACAAAUAACUAUAUAUACACACACAUGUAUUCGAUUACCUUAUUUAUAUGUAAUUAAUUACCUUAUAAAUUAGUUGAUUGUGCAGAAAUUUUAUAUUGACAUCCCCUUUGCCGAUAAUAAAGAAUGGAUCAAUGAUCCAUAUAUCAUUUCAUUUCUGUAUUUUUCACCUUUGAAGAUUCUCUGCGAGGCAUAAUAUUCCAUAAGCUUGUAUUUCUCUAAGUAGCAUCCUUUUAUGAUCGAUUAUUUUGGAUGGUUGCUAUGAAUUGUAUUGUGUUUAUUAUGAUUGUUAUUUAUAUUAGAUUGUAUUGUAGCGUCAUCUCAUUUUAUGUAACGAUCGGUUUGGUGUGACAACAUGAUAACUUUUUUUCCUCUCAUUUUG
Molecule: messenger RNA, 1415 nt
Organism: Capsicum annuum
Lineage: Eukaryota; Viridiplantae; Streptophyta; Magnoliopsida; Solanales; Solanaceae
Exons: 1
Coding region: 217-777 (186 amino acids)
Biological process (GO): regulation of DNA endoreduplication
Source: RefSeq, a predicted model, not a curated record